CGGUCAGAAUUAGACCGAGAACGCUGCAUGUGUGUGGACUAGACACACAGGCCUUUACUUGACAAAAUAUCGGAGACUGGCUGGCAUUGAGGGCGAUUCGGUGCUGUGUGCCCAAUAUAAAGGGGUUCUGUGUUGUAGCUCACGUCGGGUGUCCACUGGCGUAGGUGGGAGGUGCGUGAUUGCCUCGUUUUUACCGGUAAGGAUCUGGACGCACAGACGGCAAGGGGAAAGCCCAAGCGAGACGGCUUACCGAUCUAGGCCAUUGAAUCACCGUAGUUGAUUGCAUGGACUGGUUCCGUAAAUCCCAUCCUCAGGAUUUUGCCUCUUUACCGUGAAGGCGUGUUUCAAGCAGGUACACUCUAACGACAAAGACGCUGUGGUUUUGUUGUUUCGAGAAGUCUAUCUGCUCCAUGCUGUCAGCGUGCUGUAGUCAAACCUGGUUGGACUUUGCUAGGCCGGUUUUUAUCCCCCGGAUUGCUUUGGGUCCGUCCCACUUUUCUUUGCGAGACUUCACGGUUGAGCCUUCUUCUCGUCAUCCCUGUGAAUCCUGGCAAGUUUAUCAGCACUACGACAAUCAUCAUCAUCAUCAUCAUCAUCAUCGAAGGCAACAGCAGUAGCCAGCAACGGAGCGUCAUCAACAUAAACACCCCGACUGCUGCGGGUUUUUUUCUGUCCCCUUUUCCUCUCUUCUAUACUUCUUCUUCAACAACUCGGCCUAAAUCCCAAGUCCUCCCUGAUUGAUAUAAGUACACCAUGAACGGCUUGAGCGAUCCACUUUCCACCCUGGAGGACCUUGUGAGCGCCGAGUCGUCAGCUAGGCAUCCAGCGGGUGCUUUGGGGAGCAUGACGGCGGCGGCGGCCGGUGCCGAGUCGGCAGUCUCCCGCUACAGUCGGACCAAUCCUAGCGUCGUGGCCUCCAUGGGUUGCACGAGAUUGUCUGUGGAAACUCACGACUCAGCGAGUGCCGAGGAUCAGGCCGUCGGGCCUGCGGACGAGGGAAGCGGGGAUGGGGACGCGGGCAAGAAGCGGCGGCAGCGCCGACAGAGGACGCAUUUCACCAGCCAACAGCUGCAGGAGCUGGAGGCCCACUUUGCUCGGAACCGCUACCCAGACAUGUCCACACGGGAGGAGAUUUCGGCUUGGACUAACCUGACCGAGGCUCGUGUUAGGAUUUGGUUCAAGAACCGUCGCGCCAAGUGGCGAAAACGUGAGAGGAACCACAUGAACGAACUGAAGAACGGCUUUGGCACGCAGUUCAACGGUCUGAUGCAGCCGUUUGACGACGGCUUGUACUCCGGCUACUCCUACAACAACUGGGCAGCCAAGUCGGCAGCCGCAGCCGCUAACCCCCUGGGGGCUAAGAGCUUUCCCUGGUCUCUGAAUUCCGUCAGCCCGCUGGCCGGGGUCUCCAACCAACCCAUGUGUUUCAACUCGCAGACUACGAUGAGCACGACGUUCCCAACGUCUCCCGUGAACGGCGUGAUGAGCCACCAGAACUUGAACAAUUCGGCCGGGGCUGCCGCGGCGGCGUGCCCGUACGCCUCGGUGCCGGCUUCCCCGUACGUCUAUCGGGAGCCGUGCUCCAGCAGUAUCGCUUCGCUUCGCCUUAAAGCUAAACAACAUUCAACAUCUAUGGGUGGUUUCAGCUACCCGGUCAGGCAAUCGCCUACAUUAUCAGCUUGUCAGUAUGCUGGACUCAAUGGCCCCGCAUGAAAAGCAGACAUCGAUAUUUCUAGAAUUCAAAUUCCUCAAUAGUUUUGAGGAAAGAAUAGUUUGUCAACCAGUACCUGAGAGGCUUACAAUGGGCUAUUACGGUGAAAUGACAUAUUAAUAACAAAAAGCAACGCACAAUAGAAUUUUUUUUUAAAUAAUCAAUAUCUUGUCCAUUUAAGAAUAUUUUGACUGCCUAGUUUAUGUUGAGGAUUUAUCGAUUCUGUCAGGAUUUCGAUUCCCUCGGAAUCUAAUCAAUCAUAUGAAUUAUUUUUAACAUGACGGUUUUGCUAUCGGCGUAUCAACAUCCCAAUUUGUUGGCGGAUUGCACGACCAUAGCACCAUGCCCGUUACAGGUCACAAUAAUGGUGUAAUUUUUAAAUAUACAUUUUUUUUUUUUUUUUUUUUAUCACGUCAGAAACUUCUUGCCUAACUAGCAACGAGUGGUAAUUCGUUUCUGUGUCAAAAGUCAUUCGUGCUCUAUUCAUAUAGUUUCCCCAUACUUAUGGACAGAGACCCGAAAUGAGUGAAUGACAUUUUGCCGCAGAAUUUUAAAAUAAGGCCACUGUGUACAAAGAUUUUGUUAAAGGUGAUAAGCUUUCAAAAAAAAUGUUGGCAAUUGUGAUUGUAUGUACUAUACACGCACCAAAGGAUUUCCUAGAUUCUUAGCGGGUUUUUGUAAAUUAUUAGAUAUUCAAGAACUUUCUAUAUAUUGGAAAGAAAUUAUCAGAUUAUUACAGGGUCAGGAAAGUCACAUUUUCUACCAAAAAAUAGUACGGAGACAAGUGUACAAACUACGGAAUACAAAUUCGUACUAUGGUUGCUAAAGUUUAUUUAUUUAAAAUUGGUUAUAUUGGUAGCUUUUCAUUUUUGAGUGAUGUCUCGCUUGUUCAGCAAGCCGUCUUUUUGUAAGGCUACCCUAAAAGCUGAAGCUGUUGCUAUGACACUAUAUCUGCUCUGUGAUGUGUGUUCUGUGUGGGGUAGCAUCCACCGUAUGACGUCAGGCGUGGAUCCAGAGAGGGGGGGGGUGUCGAAACACCCCCCCCCCCCGCUCUGACACUAACAAAAAUUAUAACAAUAAUGUGCUGCAUUACAUAUGCCCGCCUGUCCGCAACAAUCAGGCAUAAAACAUUCUGACGGGCCUGACCACCCC
Patiria miniata (bat star) is the source of this 2863-nucleotide messenger RNA. RefSeq names its product pituitary homeobox x-like. The record is from RefSeq and is a predicted model, not a curated record. Gene Ontology annotation, biological process: anatomical structure morphogenesis; regulation of transcription by RNA polymerase II. Gene Ontology annotation, cellular component: nucleus. Lineage: Eukaryota; Metazoa; Echinodermata; Asteroidea; Valvatida; Asterinidae. The transcript is spliced from 3 exons. Gene Ontology annotation, molecular function: RNA polymerase II cis-regulatory region sequence-specific DNA binding; DNA-binding transcription factor activity, RNA polymerase II-specific. Bases 754 to 1713 code for a protein of 319 amino acids.